Ochotona princeps (American pika) is the source of this 1602-nucleotide messenger RNA. Its product is annotated as putative dimethylaniline monooxygenase [N-oxide-forming] 6. Gene Ontology annotation, molecular function: flavin adenine dinucleotide binding; NADP binding; N,N-dimethylaniline monooxygenase activity. The record is from RefSeq and is a predicted model, not a curated record. Lineage: Eukaryota; Metazoa; Chordata; Mammalia; Lagomorpha; Ochotonidae.
AUGGGCAAGCGAGUUGCCAUCGGCAGCGCUGGUGUUAGUGGCUUGGUUGCCAUAUGAUGCUGUCUGGAGCAGGGGCUGCAGCCCACCUGUUUUGAAAGAAGUGCUGGUGGAGGCCUGUGGAAGUUCUCGGAUCACACAGAGGAAGACAGAGCCAGCAUCUACCAGUCUGUGUUCACAAACUCCUCCAAAGAAAUGAUGUGUCUUCCAGACUUCCCAUACCCCGAGGAUUACCCAAACUACAUGCACCACACCAAACUCCAGGCGUAUAUAAAGUCAUUAGCUCAAAAGAAGAAUCUUUUCAGAUACAUACAGUUUGAGAUAGGAACCCUAGUUUCCAGUAUUAAAAAAAGCCCCAGCUUCUUAGUCACGGGCCAAUGGAUUGUUGUUACGGAAAAAGAUGGAAAACAGGAAUCUACUAUUUUUGAUGCUGUGAUGAUUUGUUCUGGACACCAUGUGUAUCCUAACCUCCCAACGGGCUCCUUCCCUGGCUUCAACCAGUUCCAAGGCGACCACCUGCACAGCAGAGAUUAUAAGGGCCCAGAGGCUUUCAAGGGGUAGAGGUUCCUGGUGACUGGCCUGGGGAACUCAGGAUCUGACAUCGCUGUGGAGCUCAGUCGUAAAGCUACACCAGUCAUCAUCAAUACCAGGAGUGGCUGCUGGGUCAGGAAUCGGGUUUGGGAUGACGGCUACCCUUGGGAUAUGGUGUGUAUCACCCACUUUGCCUCCUUUCUCUGGAAUAUCCUUCCUUCAUUUGUCUCAGACUGGCUAUAUACCAAGAAAAUGAAUACAUGGUUUAAGCAUGAGAAUUACGGCCUGAAGCCUUUAAAUGGCCCCUGGGAGAAAGAGCCUGUGUUCAAUGAUGAGCUCCCAGCUCGCGUUCCGUGUGGAACUGUGUCCAUCAAGCCCAACGUGAAGGAAUUCACAGAGACCUCAGCCAUCUUUGAGGAUGGCACUGUGUUUGAAGCCAUUGAUUCUGUCAUCUUCGCAACAGGCUAUGGUUAUGCCUACCCCUUCCUUGAUGAUUCGGUCAUCAAAAGUGCAAAUAACAAGGUCACCUUGUUUAAAGGCAACUUUCCGCCUCUACUGGAGAAGUCAACCUUGGCAGUGAUUGGUCUUGUCCAGUCCCUUGGAACUGCCAUCCCCACAGCUGACCUGCAGGCCCACUGGGCUGCUAAAGUGUUUACAAACUCCUGCACCCUGCCGACAGCAAAUGAAAUGAUGGCUGACAUUGAUGAGAAAAUGCGAGAAAAGCUCAAGUGGUUUGGGCAGAGCCAUACCCUGCAGACAGAUUACAUCACAUACAUGGAUGAGCUGAGCACAUUCAUUGGAGCCAAGCCUAAUAUCCCGUGGCUCUCUCUGACGGAUCCCCAGCUGGCCCUGGAGGUGUUCUUCGGCCCCUGUAGUCCAUAUCAGUUUAGGCUAAUGGGACCAGGAAAAUGGGAUGGGGACAGAAAUGCGAUCCUGACCCGAUGGAGCCGGACAGUGAAGCCAGCUAGGCGAAAAGUGAUCUGUGAAGCUCAGAGACCCCACCACCUCUACUAUUUUCUAAAAACGCUUUCUUUCCCAAUGCUCCUUCUGGCUUUUCUUCUCACAUUUUUUUAG